CAUUUUUUCCUACUUUAAUAUUUAACAGGAUGUAAAUAGACUAUGAUACACUAUUGGACAGCGGAGUCUCAAACAAACAGCGCAUUUUUCACCUCAAAUACAUCCUUUUAGAAAUGAUUUGGAAAAAAAAGGAAAACAGGGGCUGGUUUAUUUUCAUUGAAGUAACCCGUGUACUUUGAAAAUGACUCACGUCCACUGUCCUCAACUGCUGAAUGCGGAUAUGUUAUGUUCUCUACCAAUGGAGACAAUCGCGGGCUCACACACGGAAACAACAUUUGCGCAAAAAUUGUUCAACACCAUAGUAAAUGGUUCAACUCGAGCAAUACAGGGGCGAAAAAAAGUAUGUUUUAGGUGAGAAGUAGACAACAUCAAUGAAAACGAGACAACGAUUUGAGAUAAUUCCGCGAGUGGUUGAUACAACCCAGCGAAGGAUCAUUUUAAACGUCGGUGGACGAAAGCAUGAAACGUAUUUAAGCACUGUGCGGAAUUACCCGGAUACACGCUUGUACUGGGUUGUGGAAAACGUCACAAAAGCCAUCGACUACGACUCGGAGAAAAUCGAGUUGUUCUUUGACCGUCAUCCCGGAAUCUUUGAGCAGGUUUUGAAUUACUAUCGCACGGGCAAACUACAUUGUCCUCAUGAUGUGUGCGGCCCGCUCUUUGAGGAGGAGCUUGCGUAUUGGGGCAUUGAUGAAAAGGAAAUGGAGCACUGUUGCUGGACGUCCUACAGCCAACACCGUGACGCUGAGCAGAAUUUAAAAAGUUUUAAUGUGCACGAGGGUGACCAAGAUCAGGACACAGAUCUAGAGAGUGACCGAUUAGAGGACACAACACCGGCACGAGACUGUGGUCGUUUCACCUGGUGGACUAAAUACCAGCCGAAAAUAUGGCCAAUUCUAGAGGAGCCUCACUCUUCCAAAGCUGCAAAGGUAUUCUCGAUAAUUUCCGUGGCCUUGAUCCUGCUGUCCGUGGGCACAUCGUGUGCUUUGACUCUUCCGCAGUUCUCCGAGGGCUACCGAGCUGCCGAAGGUUCUUCGGCCCCUGCUAGAGACGCUACCACAGACACGAUCCUUAACACGAUCGAUUUCUUCUGCGGUAUUUGGUUUACAUUUGAAUUGUUGCUACGGAUAAUCUUUUGUCCCAGAAGGCGUGUCUUCUUCCGAAUGGUGUCGAACUGGAUCGAUAUCCUGUCGGUGAUGCCGUUUUAUCUUCGGAUCCUCGAUCCCGAUGGCGGUUCUCCGAUUGCUGACGCACUGCUCAUGAUCCGCCUUCUACGGCUCUUCCGUUUCUUCCGCUUACUCUACGGCCUACAAAUAUUGCUGCACACCUUAAAAGCCAGCUCUUAUGAACUCGGCUUGCUGUUGUUAAUUCUUUUAAUACCUGUGAUUCUUUUCUCUUCCAUAAUUUACUACAUCGAGCGAACCAUGGAUGGCCCCGACACAAAGUUUCGCUCCAUUCCUGAAUCGUUUUGGUGGUCGCUCAUCACUAUGACGACCGUCGGCUAUGGUGACAUGACUCCAAAAACCUGGGUAGGAAAGAUCAUUGGUGGAGUAUGCGCAAUCUGUGGCCUUCUCGUAGUAGCUCUUCCCAUUUCCAUCAUUGGAAGUAACUUUAAUCUUUAUUAUGCGCACGCUCAAGCGAGGCUUAAACUUCCAAGAAAAAGGAAUAAAGUGUUGUUGAGUUCUAUCACCUCAGAUUUUUCCAAUCGGGGUAAUUUUUCAGGGGUCCGGCGCAGGGGACUACGCAUGCGCAGCCAAGUUGGUCUUGAAACCGGAGAAGAAGAAAACCUAAUAACGAGCAUGCGUAAUAGUAAUUCACCCAGGCAAAAUAGCUAUCCAAAACAGAAUGCUUGCGAAGCAAACUACAACACCAGAACUUGGAGUCUUCCAUCCACUACGUCUGACAACGGUCAAAACAAUGAUGCAAGAACAUCGGCAACUACCACAAGACCCACCAGAGAACGAAAAUUUAGCCGCAAUGAAAGGGUCAUUUUAAAACUUGGAGAUCUCCCUGAAAAGGACGAAUCGGAAGAAAAUGAUUGUUCCAAUAAUCAGCCGCAAGCUUCCAAGCCAAAUUCUAGCAUAAAUGACAGUUCCAGGAACAGUUUGACUGUUCCAGGUGUCACACGGCUUUCUUCGAAGGAUCGUCUACCCCUGUGGAUAGCGGAAAACGUCAAAUCGUCUCGUAUGCGUUCCUUCAGCGUUCCAACAAGUACGCAUAAGCCAUUCCCUACAGCUCCGCCGCGAAAAACACAAUCACAGAGUUCAGAUCUCUGUGAACGCUGCUCUUUGCCAAGAGAAACAAACAGCUUAUAUGGAAAUGAAAACCAUAAAAGUUCCUCAAUGGAGGUAUGUUGUUGUUCGGACACCAGAGGGAUUGCACAAGAGUCUAGCCGCAAUAAUUCAAUGUACACAAUAUACAUUCCAGGCGUAGACGAAGGAGUGCAGGUGAGUAUGGAAAGUUUGCCAUCUUGGAGCAGAGAACUUCCGUUUAAUGGAGUCUCGCCGGUCCAACUUGAACUUGUUCCUCACUGGAAAACAACCCUGUCAGAUGACGGCAGUGAUCCAGAAAAUAAACGUGAACUGGACGAACGAGAAACACUUGUUAGCGAAUUAGGUGAUAGUCCACCUGCACUUGACAACCCUAGAAGAGAACCUAGCAGAGAACGUCCUCUUCUAUUUAUAGACAUGCCAAAGAAACCUGAUAAACAUACUGACAACGAAACAUCGAUUUGAGAUUAACCUGUUUAGUAGGUUGAAUCCGAGUGAGCUAAAAAUAAAACACACCCACAAUCUUGGAUAUAAUGUUUUAAGACUCAGGUGAAAGACUGUAUGAUUUGGUGCUUUUUCAAGAAAACAUUCAAGAAAAAUAGUUUCCCCAUCCCCGUUUCAAUGUUGACAAGGCUACCAAACCAUCUGGCAUCUGCCACGCAAAAAGUAUCGAUAAUUGGCGUGAAUGAUAUACAAAUAGUGAGCUAAAACGUUCUAUUUUCAAGUACAUUUGAUACAUGGCAGUUAAGAGACGUUUCUCAUCAGCUUUGUCUAACAUUGUAGCCCGUUGUAAACAGUGCCGUAUCCAAAAUAAAAUUAUCACCUAGGCAAUGUCCAUGAAAUAUUAUGACUGAGGCAA
Orbicella faveolata is the source of this 3129-nucleotide messenger RNA. Its product is annotated as potassium voltage-gated channel protein Shaw-like. The record is from RefSeq and is a predicted model, not a curated record. Gene Ontology annotation, molecular function: delayed rectifier potassium channel activity; protein binding. Gene Ontology annotation, biological process: protein homooligomerization; potassium ion transmembrane transport; action potential. Lineage: Eukaryota; Metazoa; Cnidaria; Anthozoa; Scleractinia; Merulinidae. Gene Ontology annotation, cellular component: voltage-gated potassium channel complex; membrane.